AUGGUGGAUGAGUCGAAGAAAACUGCAGAAGAAGGCAGUUGUGAAAGUGAACAGAAGGUUGAUGAGCUGAAGAAGAAAGCAGGAGAAGCUGGUGAGGAAAGUCAGAAAACGACUGAUGAGAAGCUGAAGAAACUGGCAGAGGAAGCUGUUGAAAAACAGAAGGUGAUUAAAGAAGUUCAGAAACAGACGGCAAAAGAAGCCAAGGUGCUAAAAACAGAGAUAGGGCUUUAUCAUGCUUCAUCAUAUGUUCUUGAACGUAUUUUCAACAUAAAACCGGAUGAUAAAGAUUCUGAGAAAAACAAGAAAGGAAUUGGUUCAGAAUAUCAUCAGGUUUCACCACCGUUUGAGAAAAAGUUUACAUUCUGUGAUGACGAGAAGGUGGAAAAAGCUUUCAACAUGGUUGAUCAAUUGCCAGAAAAUAUAGACAUAACCUAUCCCAAAUCUGAUGAUAUUGGUGAUUCAGAGUCUGUUGAUAUUGAAAAGAAAAAGAAAGUUGAGAAACAGAAGUCAAACAAGUUUGAAUCAAAGCAAACUUGGAAACCAAAGACACCCAAAGUUGUACCACAACAGAUUUGGAAACAAAAAGUUGAUGUUUCAGAACCAAAACAAAUCUGGAAAUCUAAGAAUGAUUUGUCAAAACGAAACGUUCAAAGUGAUUCAAGGUUUUAUCAAAGAAAUGUUUCUAAAGGACAAAUUUGGGUGGUCAAGAAACCAAGUAUUUCUGUGAGUGACAAUAAUCGGAAAAUCAAUUCAACCAAGAAGGUUGAAAAUAAGAGCGACAAAUCUUUUGUUAAAAAUGACAAAGAUUUUCAGAAGUUGAACAAUUCUUAUUGUGUCACAAUACCCAAGGUGCCCCAGAUGUUAGCUGAAUGUCAACAAGGAGAGCAGAUGAGCAGCCUGGCACAAGAGGAGGCAGUACCCUGGAAAUGA
Messenger RNA from Helianthus annuus (common sunflower), 930 nucleotides. Its product is annotated as golgin subfamily A member 6-like protein 6. The transcript has 5 exons. The record is from RefSeq and is a predicted model, not a curated record. The coding region runs from base 1 to 930 and encodes 309 amino acids. NCBI's taxonomy places the organism in Eukaryota, Viridiplantae, Streptophyta, Magnoliopsida, Asterales, Asteraceae.